AUGUGUUUGACGGAGCUUUGAGAGAUCCAAGAAUUUCUUUUUCUUUAUUUUUUUUUUUUAGAGAAAUUAUAAUUAUAGAAUAAAAAUAAAAAAGAAUAGAAUUGCAGUGGGUCUCAAUAGUCAUAACUGAUCUGACAUGGUAGCUUAAUUUAGUUUCCAUACACAGAAUCAGAAGAAAUGCCAACUUAGGAAGAUCUAAUCUUUUUCUCUUUCACACUUUAUAAUUAUUGUAAGAGAAAGUAUAUAACAAUUUAUUUUCUUUUAUAGAGAGAAAAAUAAAUUAUGGGUUGCACAUUUUCUGGUCUGAAUGCUCUAUACGACGCCGUUAAUGGAGGAGGAGACGUUUGGAUCAAUGAAAACAGGUUUCGGAUCGUUAGACAGCUAGGCGAGGGCGGUUUCGCCUAUGUCUACUUGGUCAAAGAGGUGCUGGUCACCGACACCUCUGCCAUCGCUGGUGGUGGUGGUCUUGCCAAGAAAGUCAAGGACACUUCUCAUCUCUCCGAUGAUGGAACAUAUGCAAUGAAGAAAGUAUUGAUUCAAAAUAAUGAGCAAUUAGAGUUAGUCAGAGAAGAGAUUCGUGUUUCGUCUUUGUUUAGUCACCCUAAUUUGCUUCCUCUUCUUGAUCAUGCUAUUAUUUCUGUUAAGGCUAAUCAAGAAGGCUCUUGGAAUCAUGAAGCAUACCUGUUAUUUCCUGUUCACUUGGAUGGAACCUUACUGGAUAAUUCCAAGGCUAUGAAAGCUAAAAAGGAGUUCUUUUCUACUUCAGAUGUUCUUCAAAUAUUUCGACAGCUUUGUGCUGGACUGAAACAUAUGCACAGUCUUGAUCCGCCGUAUGCACAUAAUGAUGUCAAACCUGGCAAUAUACUUUUAACACGUAGGAAAGGCCAACCACCUUUAGCAAUAUUGAUGGAUUUUGGGAGUGCUCGACCUGCAAGGAAGCAAAUUCGAUCUCGUUCAGAGGCACUACAAUUGCAGGAAUGGGCAUCUGAACAUUGUUCAGCACCCUUUAGAGCUCCUGAGUUGUGGGAUUGCCCAAGUCAUGCAGACAUUGACGAGAGAACUGAUAUUUGGUCAUUAGGAUGCACGCUAUAUGCCAUAAUGUAUGGGGUAUCUCCAUUUGAGUAUGCACUUGGAGAGUCUGGGGGGAGCUUACAAUUGGCCAUUGUAAAUGCGCAAAUAAAAUGGCCAGCUGGCCCCAAUCCUCCAUAUCCAGAAGCUCUACAUCAGUUUGUCAUCUGGAUGCUUCAGCCACAGGCAGCAGUUCGCCCUCGCAUCGACGACAUUAUAAUUCAUGUUGACAAGUUAAUCCUGAAGUUUUCCAAUUAAGGGAUUAUGGAACUAAAACAGUAUGCUUUGACGGUGCAGCAAUUGGACAUGCAUUUGAGCAACUAGGUUGUGCACCAAUGAGUGGCAGUAACAGAAAAUAGAAGUCCUUGUUAAAAAGAGGUACAGUCACAGAGAUGUUUGCUUUUUCUUGGAGUAGUUUUGGCAGUUGUGCGUUGGCUUAAUGUUAUUGUAUCAUUGUCACAGCUAUUUAAAUUUUACGUUCUGUAAUUUAUUAAAGAUCAGACUGGCACUUCAAAAAUUCAUUGUUUACUUGAACCAUAAUAAUUGAUGUUACUCUCAAAUUUAUGUA
Ricinus communis (castor bean) is the source of this 1636-nucleotide messenger RNA. Its product is annotated as serine/threonine-protein kinase 16. Gene Ontology annotation, cellular component: cytoplasm. Gene Ontology annotation, molecular function: protein serine/threonine kinase activity; ATP binding. NCBI's taxonomy places the organism in Eukaryota, Viridiplantae, Streptophyta, Magnoliopsida, Malpighiales, Euphorbiaceae. The transcript has 6 exons. The record is from RefSeq and is a predicted model, not a curated record. Gene Ontology annotation, biological process: protein phosphorylation. The coding region runs from base 283 to 1326 and encodes 347 amino acids.